This is a messenger RNA of Auanema sp. JU1783, 399 nucleotides long. NCBI's taxonomy places the organism in Eukaryota, Metazoa, Nematoda, Chromadorea, Rhabditida, Rhabditidae. The record is from the annotation of a GenBank genome assembly.
AUGAAGAUUUCGUUGUUCGUCAUCACCUUUUUCGUUCUCGUGCAGAUAGUCAUCUCACAAAGAUCAGACUACUCCAGACAUGGCUUGAAACUACGAUGUUUCUCCUGUACUACCUCAUAUCAGUGUGAAUCCGGAACAUGUUAUGGAGAUUUCUGCAUGAAAAUCAUUGCCAGUGAGUCUUAUGUAGUGAAAGGAUGUGAGAAUAUAACACGAACUGUCAAUUCGGAAUUGUACGAUCCGCAGUAUAAACAGAAAAGCUAUUGUAGGGUAGAAGAAAUCCUGGGUGUUGAUGCCGUCAUCUGCUAUUGUCGAGACUCAGAUUACUGUAAUUCAAGUAUUCAUUUUAAUAUUUUCUCAUUUUUGAUAUAUUUUUGUAUAUUUUUAAUAUUCAUCAUCUAA